AUGCCACCUAUAUGGUCUGUUCUGUAAAAUAAUGUGGUAAUCGUGUUGUCAGGAUGGCAAGAAAAUAGAUCUACUCUAUACCAAAUGAGUUGUUGUAAGAAGAGAAUGCAUAUCAACAUUUAAGAUAAUUCCUCAGGCCAGCUUAUCUUAUCCACAAAUCACAGUUGUAGAUCAACUUUAAACACAGUUUAUUGUUGUUUUUUUGUUGUUGUUGUUGGGUUUAGAGUCACACUGACACAAUUUAGGUCAUAUGGUAACUUUUCCAUCUUUUGAUGGAGGAGGAAGACCCCAGGUAUCCCUCAGGGCAAUACAUGUCAUAACUAGAACUGUCACAGGAGUGACGAAUAAUUCUUUAAAUCUUUCAAGCCUUUUACGAGUUAUUGUCCGCAAACCACGACUUUGGCAAAUUUUAAAUUGGAAUGGUGUCAUUACUACGUCAAACAUGAGGGUCAUGAUGACCCUAUAUCGCUCACUUGUUUAACAUGGCCUUGGAAUCAUCAAGACAAACAUUCUGACCAAGUUUCAAGAAGACAGGUCAUAAAUGUGGCCUCUACAGUGUUAACAAGCUUUUCCUUUGAUUCAAGUGGUGACCUAGUUUUUGACCCCACAUGACCCAGUUUCGAACUUGGCCUAGGAAUCAUCAAGAUAUACAUCCUUAAUAAGUUUUAUGAAGAUAGGGUCAUGCAUAUGGCCUCUAGUGUUAACAAGCUUUUCCUUUGAUAUGAGGGGGUGACCUAGUUUUUUGACCCCACAUGACCCAGUUUCAAAUUUAGCCUAGGAAAUCAUCAAGAUAAACAUUCUGACCAAGUUUCAUGACGACAGGGUCAUACAUGUGGCCUCAAGAGUGUUAACAAGCUUUUUCUUUGAUUUGACCGGGUGACCUAGUUUUUGACCCCACAUGACCCAGUUCCGAACCUGACCUAGAGAUCAUCAAUAUAAACAUUCUGUGCAAGUUUGUAUCAAAUCAAAGCAUAAAUGAAACCUCUAUAUGGCUGAAAGGGCCAAAAUAGAAAAAUUUGCCCCUUUCAGGAGCAGUAACUCUAGAACCCAUGAUGGAAUCUAGCCGGUGUUCGAAAGGAACUGAGAUCUUACUGUGACUUAAGUUGUGUGUAAGUAUGGUCAAAAUUAAAUAUAUAAAAUGUCACUUCUAUCAUGUUAACAAGGUAAAAAUUAACAAAUUUUUGGCCCUUUCAGGGUUCAAUCAGGGGCUGUAACUCUGGAACCUAUGAUUGGAUCUGACGGAUUCAUCAUGGAAUCCAAGAUCUAUUGUUGUUAAAGAUAUUUUGCAAGUUUGUAUCAAAGCAAACCGUAAAUGAAGUCUCUAUAUGGCUGCAAAAGCCAAAAUAGCAAAAAAGCCAGUUUUUGUAAGGAACAGAGAUAUUAUGCCAAUACAAGUUGUGUGCAAGUUUGAUUAAAAUCAAUUGCAAAAUGUGGUCUCUAUUGUGUUAACAAGAAACUGUGGACAGACAACAGAUGACAAAAGCUCAUCUUGUCACUAUGUGACAGGUGAGCUAAAAAUGUACAGGGAAACAUUUUAAGCAGGCAGUGGAAAAUCAGGUCCUGGAAAGAUUUAUUCAUGUUGGAAGAGUAUGAAAAGGCAAUUAGUAAAGAUUCAGAAGGCAAUGUAUGGUUUGGUGGUUUUAGAGAAAGCUGUUGAUGUAUAGGGAAACUAAAAGUAAACAUACAAAUAGAAUAUUACUAAUGGGAAAGACAUUUCAUAUAAAUCACUAUAUUGAAUCAUUAAUGUAAGAGACUGAAUGCAAACGGUCAUCAUAAUUAUACAAUACAAUGAUAUCAGAGUUACUUCCCUUGAAAAAUAAGCUUCUGAAACCAAGAGGAAGUUAUAUUGUUUGGAAAAUAUAUAACUUCCCUUGAAAAAUAAGUUUUUGAAACCAACAUAGGAAGUUAUAUUGUUUGGAAAAAAUAUAAUCACCAACUACGUAGACAUUUAAAUUUUAGUUCUCUGUAAAUUUACCAGGAUGUUUCAUACACCAGAUUACUAUCACAGUAUAUCCAAGAGAUUGUCUGAGGUCCUGGACGAUAUUGGAGUAAAUGAAAAUAUUGUGAUGAAGAGGAGGAGGGCAGCUUUACUGACAGAAACUAUGGACACAAUCACAUACAGAGCAAAUGGUGAACAACUUACUGUUUAUAAUUUAGGCAGUCUAUCAGAGGGCACCACAACACUAGGACUGAAAUCAGAUCUUGACAUACUUGGCUGUGUAGAUAAUAGCAUUGUGAUACAGGACUGGUCUGAAUGGACUCCAGGUAAACCUAUCUACCUGAUGAUUCAGAAUGAAAAAACACCACCUGGUUAUUGUCUUCUACAGGUACUUAGGCCUGGUGCUCCACUUCCUGUUACAGUUGAAACGGGUAAUGACUUCGUAAAUGAUACACAAGGAAGGAUCUUGAUGAAGAACACAGUAAUAAAAAUUACAAUGCUAGGACGCCAGCGACAAGGACCAUCAGCAGCAUCACCUGCACAACCAGGUUUUCGUGCACUUGACCUUGUAGUUGCAUAUCCUUGUAAAUCAUGGCCCCAGUCAGCAAGAGCUUGGCUGCACCAACAAGAAGUAAAUACAUGGCCUACAGCAGAAAUGAAGAGAUAUGCAAAAUCAACAAAGUGUUUUGUUGUUGGUGUUGGCAGCAGAGCAAGUGAAAAUGCAGCCUUUCAAUGGAGAAUUUCUACAUCAUUAGCAGAACGCUGCUUGAUGUUCAAUUUGAAUAUUACUCAGAUAAAAUGUUACAUCUUAAUGAAAAUGAUUCUUAAAACAUACAUUAAUGUUGAAAAUCUUGACCAUGAAAGUUACAUUUCAAGUUUCAUGUGUAAAACUGUUUUAUUUCACUGUAUAGCAAGUAAUCCUUCAUGUGUAUGGAAGGAGUGUAAUAUAUUAAACUGUUUAAAUUACUGUCUAUUUACACUGAACAAUUGUUUAUUGAAUGAACAUUGUCCCCAUUUCAUUGAUCAUGAAAACAAUUUAAUGGCAGGAAAAUUUUCUACUGAAGUAAAACAGCAGUUACUUGAAAGACUGUCAACUUUGAUACCAUUUGAUGGCAUUUCUCUUUUUGGAAUUCAGAUUGACAAGCUUGGUGAAAGACUUCAGAUUAAGCUCAAUAUGAUAAAUGAAGUACAUCAUGAUAUACCACUGCCAGAUGAGUGCACAAUGGAUGUAACAAGUAGUUUAUUACACAAUAUAGCUAAAACUGUUUUAAACAUAGAGAAGAUAGGAGAUGGAAGUUUAGAAACACUAUUACAGAAAGUGAUACAACUAAAAAGAUACUACAGAGCUGGUGACAUGUUAGAAAAGACAGCAUGCAGACUUCUAGUACCUCCACUUUGUACAUCAAUAGGAUCUCUGAUAGCAUCACAGAACAUUCAAAUUAACAACACAGUUUCUCCUCAAGCAAUUACAUGGAUUGCAGCUGGACUGGACUCAGAUGUUGCUUCAAGCAGACUAAAACUUGCAUCUAUAAUGUACUGUGUAGGCAAUGCAGAAAGAGCUGCUUUAAUUCUUUCUCAUAUAGAAGAACAAUAUGAAAUAGAAGUUACUGCGCCUAUAUGUUGCUGCUACAACGUCAUGUUUUACUUAAAGAGAGGAUUUGCUCGACUUUCUAGUCAAUAUGGUGUAGAGGCUUUAAAAUAUAUUGUUGCAUUUUGUGUAAAAUUUUUCACCUGGGAAAUAAACUGUGUACCACAUGAACUUCAGUAUGAAAUGUUUAGGUCAACACAAGAGGACCUGCUACAUAGAGGUGAAGAUGAUGACUGGAUGGACUGUGCUGUAGUAGACUCACUUCCAUACCUUUAUUUUCUACAAUACAAGACAAACAGUCUCCUACAGAGACCCGAUGAACAGCAACAAGCACUGACCAAACUUGGGUGGGUCAUUAGAACAGAGCGCAACCUUGGACACAGAGAAACAGCACUGAAUUUACUAGGACAGUGCAUGGAACAGGAGAACAGACCUGCUGAUGCUCUACAAUGUUACAUGUCAUCUUUACACCUCAGAGAAAGAAACAAUGCUGCUAGAUUUCAUAUAUGCAGGUGUUUGGCUAAUACAAACUCAUAAAGAUCUACCUACCUGAACUGACAGGCAUGUCUGAUUUUCAACUGAUACAAUGACAGAAAUACUUCACAUUUUAAAAAGCUAUUAUUCUUAUUAUGAGCCAGUGAGCUUGUUAUGAGCCAAGGACCACAUUGGAAAUAAGUUGAAAAACUUUAUGGGUUAUCCUGUGGUGUAUACAUGUCUCUAAAUUUACAUAUGUUAAAAAGGGUUAUAUUUUAAUUUUUUUUAAUCAGUUAGAGAUAAAACAUGUAGCUAUUUCUGUGAUACAAUUGAAUGUUUGCUUGUAUUGGAGUUGUUCUUAAUGUGAUAUUUGUAAUGUUUGUAAUCAUGACAUAUAUAUUCAUGAAUAAAUCUACCUAUCUAUC
Molecule: messenger RNA, 4426 nt
Organism: Mercenaria mercenaria
Lineage: Eukaryota; Metazoa; Mollusca; Bivalvia; Venerida; Veneridae
Exons: 2
Coding region: 1980-4064 (694 amino acids)
Molecular function (GO): protein binding
Source: RefSeq, a predicted model, not a curated record